Molecule: messenger RNA, 1414 nt
Organism: Spea bombifrons (plains spadefoot toad)
Lineage: Eukaryota; Metazoa; Chordata; Amphibia; Anura; Pelobatidae
Gene: NSUN3
Product: NOP2/Sun RNA methyltransferase 3
Exons: 6
Coding region: 132-1115 (327 amino acids)
Biological process (GO): rRNA methylation
Cellular component (GO): mitochondrial large ribosomal subunit
Molecular function (GO): methyltransferase activity
Source: RefSeq, a predicted model, not a curated record
CCGUCCCCCGGAAGUUUGGGUUAACUUGACUUGACAUGCACGUGUUUGUAGGUAUUAUUAUGUUUAUUCCAAGGUCGUGAUACAAACCAAUCACUAAGCUACAGCUUACACUGCAUAGCUGGCAGGAGUAGAUGGGAAGACUUCAGAAACGGGUUUGCAAAUUGGUGCUGGACUACUUUGAAGCCACGUACACUAAAGAACUGGGAAGCAUCGCAUGGAGGAAGAUCAGGGAAAUCCUUACGGCUCCUGAAUUGUGGCAGUAUGCUGUCUUACUGAACAAUUUCACAUCUCCCUGCGAGGUGGAAAAGCGUCUUCACGAGAAAGGCUAUCACCUGCUGCUUCAAGAAGCCUUAUCAGCCCGUCCGGAAACGUUGAAGUGCUACGUUAAUAAAAGCCCUGGCAAAUUUCCCUCGCAGCGGCAUCAGUUUGACAGACUUAAAGAGUACUAUAUCCUAAACGCCUCGUCGCUGCUGCCCGUGCUGGCGCUGGAUGUCAGGGAUGGAGAGCGGGUGCUUGACAUGUGUGCCGCUCCGGGUGGGAAGUCCAUAGCGCUUCUGCAGUGUGCAUUACCAGGAUAUCUCCAUUGUAACGAAGCUGACGUUCACAGAUCAAGACGGCUGAAGCAGACCCUGGAAUCUUUUGUUCCAAAGUCUCACAUGAAUUUUAUCACCAAUUUUGAUGUGGAUGGGAGGUCAAUAGGGAAGCUCUGCCCUCAAAUGUAUGACAAGGUGUUGGUAGAUGCCCCUUGCUCUAAUGACAGAAGCUGGCUAUUUUCUUCAGACGCUGAACAAGCCACAACUAGAAUACUUCAAAGGAAGACCCUCCCUGGCAUACAGACAGCGCUACUCAGGUCAGCAAUUCAUGCACUUCGCCCUGGUGGAUCAUUGGUGUAUUCAACCUGCACUCUGUCGAAGGCGGAAAAUAGUGAUGUUGUCGCCAAUAUCUUAAAUUCUUGCGAUGAUGUUAUUCCUGUGGACCUCAGUGAUUUGGGUACUGCGUUAUCUCACGAGUUUACUUUUGCCUCAGGUGUACGUCAUGGACUUUUGGUUCUUCCAGACCAAGGAAAAUCAUGGGGCCCCAUGUUCGUAGCUAAAUUCAGAAAGAAAAUCCAAUGACUGCUUUUAGUUUAAUAACUAAUUAUUAUUGUUAUUAUUUAUUGUUUUAUAUAGCACCAUCGUAUGCCACAUCCCGAUGGUACAUACAAUGGGUAAAUGGGACAUAACAAGUAGUGCAUCACAUAACAAUAACAAAAGGUGAGGAGGGCCCUGUUCAAAUGAGCUUACAAUCUAGGAGGAGGUAGGAGUAAAUUACAGAAGCUCAUUCUCAUUACUGAUUAAAUGAAUAAAUAUAACUGCAAAACAAAGAUUUUUUUAUAAAUAUGUAUAAUCUAAAAUAAAAUGUAAAAAAGUAACAA